Messenger RNA from Mizuhopecten yessoensis (Yesso scallop), 5818 nucleotides. RefSeq lists its product as uncharacterized. Gene Ontology annotation, cellular component: Golgi apparatus; Golgi membrane. The coding region runs from base 98 to 2131 and encodes 677 amino acids. NCBI's taxonomy places the organism in Eukaryota, Metazoa, Mollusca, Bivalvia, Pectinida, Pectinidae. The transcript is spliced from 14 exons. The record is from RefSeq and is a predicted model, not a curated record.
AUGACACGUCGCCAUAUUGUUUUGAUGGUGAUGAUGAAAACGUGUCGUGUUGGCAGGCAGUCUUGACAAGCGACAGUGAGAUCUGUGCUGUGCACAGAUGAAUAACAUGAGUCGACGGAAUGGCAACCUCCUCAAGGGUGUUGUGGUCUCUGCAACACUCUUGUGUGGUGUCUACUUUAUUUAUAUUUUUAACAAUACAAGCGGUAAACUGAAAUCGACAGAACGAAUUGCAGAUAGGUACCGUCGGGAACAGGAAUCUCUACGUACACAACUGCAAGAAUUAACAGCAGCUAAAGAUGAUAUGCAUCAGAGGAGUGAAAAUGAAAAAAAAGAAUUUAUUAACCGUUUAAAUACAUUGAAUCAACAUCAUAAAAUGCUUAAGAGUCAGCAUGAUGAUCUACAAGCAGAUUACAGCCGACUACAGUCAGAGAAGGAGAAGGACAAGGAAGAUACAAAACUACAGGAAGAUCAGAGAAACCAGGAGUAUAUGCAGCUUAAACAGGAAAAAGAAUUAGAAAUCUCAAGUUUACGGGAUCAACUAGCCAAUCUGGGCAGAGAUAAGGAGGAUUUGACGGAACAAGUAACCAAGUUGGUUGGUCAACUCAAGGACAGUCAGAAACAGCAGGGCCUAGAGCAGGCAGAGAGAGUGAAUCUAGAGCGGCAGGUUCAGCAGAUCAAGACACAAGUUGAUACAGGUGUAAGGGAGAGAACUGGACUUGAGAUGCAGAUUGAAGAAGUAAAGCAACAACUUAACUUAGAUCGGGCAGUGAAAAGGAACCUAGAGAAGCAGAAUGCUGCUAUGAAGGACAAAUUCUACUCAGAACAGACUGUGAUUGCACAGUUAGAACAACGAUUGAAAAACUUGGAAAGCGAAAAGGAAAAGAUCAGACAGCAGAAUCUACAGCUAGCUCAAGCUCAGCAGGCUCAGAAACCAUUUGAGCAACAAGGGGGACAACUCCAACAACAACAACAACAACAACAACCACAACAACCACAACAGGGACUACCACAACAAGGGUUUCUCCAACAAAACCAGGGUAUUUUACAACAAAACAAUCCCCUUCCACAACUUAAUCAGCUACCAGGACAGCAGGCCCAGCAAAACCUUCAAUUCCAACCUAUCCAGGGCCAGCCACCCAAGCAGGGAUUUCUGAUGGGGAAUGAUAACCCUUUGGUCGGUGAUCAUCAGCAACAAGGGGGAGACAAUUUGGUGGCUCAGAAAAAUCAGGACGUACAGGAAAUGCAGCAACAGCCUGUUGUAGGAAAUCAUAAAAUAUCCGAUAAUUUGAUGGAACAGCAACAACAGCAACAUCAAGUGCAGGCUCCAAAUCUGGAUGCAGGUCAGGGGGAUAAGAAUCAAUAUGGCGGCCUGAAGCAGUUAGGAAUUGAUCCCAGUCAGGUAAAGGUCAAACAGGACGCAAACGCUGUCCUGGAUGCAGAGCAACAACAACAUCAGAUGGCUCCCCCUGGGGAGCACAUCAAGGUAGACAAGCCAGAUUCCAAUAUGGCUGGUGAGAUGGAUAAAAAUCUUCUCAAUGAAAAAACCGGGAAAAACAAGAAGCAUGAUUCCAACCAGGCCGGGGAAAUGGAGCCAGACCCCAAGGCAGAUCAUCAGGUUGGACCUGCUCCUCCAGCUAACGACAAUGUUGAUCCACCCAAUGUAGCUGACAAUCCACAGCAAAAUAUUCCACCUCUUAGAGAGAGUUUGGACCAACCCUUACCACAUAGGAAUAAUGAUCUCCUUGAUGUAGAAAAACAAGGACAUCAGGUGGCGCCCCCUGGUGGUCACAUCAAGGUAGACAAGCCAGAUUCCAAUAUGGCUGGCGAGAUGGACAGAAAUAUCUUCAAACAUAAAAAAGGGAAGGAUGAUUCCAAUCAGGCUGGGGAAAUGGUGCAUGGUGCGAAAAUCGGAAACCACGUGGGACCUGCCCCUCCCCAAGACAACAAUGUUGACCCACCCAACAUACCUGACGGACAUCAGGAUCAACACACUCCAUCGCCCCGACAUGGUGGUAAAGUGAAUAAACAAAAAAGCGGUCGACGUCCUAGAUUGAUGAACCAAGAUACAAAAUUCCACUUUCCCCGUCAUCUUGCUAGUGUUGACAAUGCACCCCCUAACAUGUGGAAAUAAACUAGUAAAAAAGUGUAUAAAAGGGAUGAGAAACCCUGUUAAUUGUGUAAAUAUCCUCAUACAAAAUAAAUGGGAUAGGAAAUCUGGAAUACAACUUUUUCUCAAAAUGUGCUCUCAUUACAAAUUGGAUGAGUAUCAUGGUAUAAAGAGGAUAAAAAUGAUAAAAUAUUAUGUAUUUCCUGGACAUGCUCGAAUGAAAAAUAAUUCUUCAAUAUUUUCAACCCUUUUUUUAGUUCAACCAAAAUUCGUGUCCACAAAACAUGUUUUAUAUUCAUUAAUGUUAUGCCUUGUAUUUUCUUGAUCUGUGCUUUAAAUCUGGGUGACAUUUCAAGUGCCAUGCUCACGUGCCUUAUGUUGUUAUUAGGGUAGGCUGUAAGGAUGUACGUGUCGGCCAGGAUGGGUGUGUACGUGUUUGAUGAUGUGUAUCUGACAAGGCUUCACUGCUAGAAUCAAAAGUCCAAAUAGCAUUAACUACACCCCUUAAGACACAUUUGAACUCUUCCAAUUCAAAGGUUGGAAUAGUUCAUCAUGAAAUUUAGGGGUGAAUGAGUUGAAGCAAACCACAACGGACAAAGAAUUUGGCAAAACGCCUUCUAGAGGUUGUUUAGAAGGAAUAGUUUACGAUAGCCAUGUUAAUUGUAAAGUUUACUUUAUAAACAAACUACUGUAACUUAAGGUCUGCAAAAGCUUUGAGAAAAAAAUCAAUAGAAAUGUGAAAUUGGGAAAUAGAAAUAUUUGAAUCUGUGAUUCCAAACAUAAGUUACAGUCGUUCAUAGGAGUGUGCCUGAUAAAUUGUUCAUAUAAGUAUACAAGGAUGUACGUAUGAAAGUAAUGGUGUCUAAAUCAUGUUUGUAUGUUACUGCAUAGGUAAGUAAUUACCAAAUUGAGAAGUUUAUAUGUUAUUUGCUUUUAGAAAAAGUAAUGUAACAUAUUUUGUACAGUUUUUUGCUCAUUGGUGAUCUAAAGACAGUAGACUCUGGUUUUGCUGUGAAUGUCACUCUUUAAGAAUGUCCAUAUAAAGAUGCAAGGAUUGCCAAAAAUACUUUCCCCAGAUACAUAGUGGUUGCUGUCCUAUUUCCAUAUAAAACUUUAGAAUGAACUAUAGAUCUACCGAUCACAACCAGCUAUAUGUAAGAUAUUUUCUGUUAGUAAAUAAAGAUUUUUGAUGUAAUGAAGAUCUCAUGACCUUGUGUAUAUGGGCAGAUUUUUGCAGUGAAAUAGCAACUGGCCUGUUAUACAAAUGGUUUGGGUUUGAUUUCUUGUGCUAGCAUGGAAUUUUCCAAGAUAUUAUCGCAUUGCUGCCAUAGAGCCCCUUCAGGACUCGUCAACUUAAAAGUAGCCAACCUUCAGGUAUAUACAUAGGACUAAAAGUCAGAGAUCCACAUCUCAUUGCAUUAAAAAAUCUUAUUAUUUAUGAAGGCUUCCAAACAGUUACUAUGUAAUCAAUUCUAGUCUUAUUAAGAUAUAUUUCAUAAACAUCGUAUUGAGUUAAGUAAUAUAAGUUCCUGGUAAAGAAACAUUCAGGUUCGAGGGAUUUCUUUUUUUACGUUUUUCUCUUGGUCUGUGUCCUUUCUUGUGUAUAAAUAUUUCCUUUUUUUCUGUUUCAGUUGUUUUUCUUGUUCUGUUCUUAAUUUCUUUUUCUGUUUUGAUUUAUUUGCAGAGACACUUUUAGGAUAGGAACGUUUGUAUCUUUUAUUUCAUAGAAGCCAGCCUUACCUGACCCAACAAUUACAUUAACAGCACCCAUUCUGUAGUUGUUGGUUUUCCAGUGUGUCCCCCGGCCUGUAACCCACAGGUGCUUAGUUGUGGUCCAUUCCUGAUAUGAAAAAGAUUUUUUUUAGUGUACCUGUACUUGCUUGUGUAUUUGAAGUUAAAUUUCUUAGGAUUUUUGUUACGGAUUAACAUAUAUUUCAUCUUAAACACAUCUGUAAAACAUUUUGAGAUAUUUUUCUCCAAAGUCACGCUGACAUUUACUAUUCUGCUUUGUUGAAGGAAGCUUUAAAGGCUAAGUCUCGGAAUUGAAGGAAGCGUUUUUCAAAUAAACUUAGAACUGACGAGUUCUAUAUAAGCAAAGUGUCAGAACUUAAGUUAAUUGUGUUAUGUAAAUGAAAUCUCAGAAUUUAAGUAGAGGGCUUCUAUAUCAGCCAGGUCUCAGAUGUCAAGUCGAUGACUCUGUAUAAGCUCAGUCAUGGAGCUUGAAUUGAUGAUUGCUUGUUAAGUAAUGUUUCAGAACUCUAGUCGAGGGACAGUAUGUCAGUCUCAGAAUCAUUUCUGUUAAGUCAUGAUCUACUGAUCACAAAAAGGAAUCUAUAGUUUUAGUCACAACUACUAUACAUAAACCAUACACUAGAUACUGUAAAUGUCUGUAGAAUUUGUGUUUACACUGUAUUAUAUUAUUUAACAUACAAUUGUUUUCUAUAUUCGGAACAUCAUGAGCUGACACCUGCCAAAUUAUAUAAAGGCACUAUAUUGAUAUGUAUUAAGUCACCGAUACUUAUUUCAUUAAGUUUAUGUCACAUUAUUGACAAAAAAAACAUUCCAUCACCUUAUUUUUUACCUGGUAUAUGUUCUAUGUUUAGGACUGGUUUCCAUGGUUUUAUUUUUUUCAGUAUUUGUUAUCGUUGUUUUGCCUUAUUCUGUAGGAAUAUUUCCUUUACCGUGAAUGUUUGAUGUUCAAAAGAAAGAUAUGCGUUGGUGAUAUAACACGUACCGUAGAAUUAUAGCAAUACUCUUCGUCAUUCCAACAGGUUUUAGUUGACAUAAAACUGUCUGUCCUGCUUCAUUUAGUUUCGUCAAUAUUUACCUCGCAUGCUCCACAGGGCUAAGUGAUCUGAUGCUGUGGUGUGGCAUCGAUUGUCAAUCUACAUUUUCUAUAAAACACAACUUAUCAAGAAAGUUAUUUUGACCAAAUAUGGCAUAGAUCAUUAUAAGGCUACAGGAAUUAUGCUGGGUGUGCCCUUCCGUAUAACUUGCAAAAGGGAAAUAGGGAUUAAUAUUUAAAAGUAUACUAGGUUUAAAUGAAGGGACUUUGGCCUACAUGUAAUUUGGUAUUGAAUUUCCAAGGGAAAGGGAAUUCAACAUUGUAUAGAUUUAAGCUACUGCCAUGGGCAACAGAGAUGUUUGGCUCAAAAUAGGGCAAAAGGAUAGCGCCUUAAAUAUGAGUGAAGGGGUUUUACCUUUAUGGCAUCGAGUACCCUUAAAGAAAACCAGGAAAGCAAUACUGGCUUAUGGGUUUCUUAUUAAGAUUAUGAAUACAGUCUGUAGUCAUCCAAUAUUCUCUUUUCUUAAAUAGUUCUUUUUACACCUACUUCAAAAUAAACACAUCUUGUGAGACUAGGGAAUAUCUGCACAACGUUAAACCAGCAAUAAUAUUGUACAAGGAAAAAGAUCAAUUAAUUUUCAUUUGCAGUCAUGAAUUGAGAACUAUUUUAAUUUUCAAAUUAAAUCCAAGUUUUGGGCGAUUUCCCUUGACGACUCCUGUGAUAAAAAAAAAAUGAUGUCAGAAGUGUAAAAAUGAGUUGGAUAUGGAUAUCUCAUUCAUGAUCGUAAACAUCGAGAAUCUAAAUUAAGCGGUAUAGACAGGUGUUGUAUAGGUAGGAAGUAGGUUAGUUUGUAGUAGGGGAUUGAGGCUUGAAAUCAUUUUGUAAUAAAUAUUUAAAUUAUGAUAAUAAAAUAAUGUGAAAUUGA